AUGAAGGCCUGGCCGGUUGAUCCACCCAAUGAAGGCCUGGCUGUCAAUACACCCAAUGAAGGCCUGGCUGUCGAUCCACCCAAUGAAGGCCUGGCUGUCUAUCCACCCAAUGAAGGCCUGGCUGUCGAUACUUCCAAUGAAGUCCUGGCUGUCAAUACACCCAAUGAAGGCCCGGCUGUCGCUACACCCAAUGAAGGCCUGGCUGGCAAUACACCCAAUAAAGGCCUGGCUGUAGAUAUGCCCAAUGAAGGCCUGGCUGUCGAUACACCCAAUGAAGGCCUGGCUGUAGAUACAACCAAUGAAGGCCUGGCUGUAGAUACACCCUAUGAAGGCCUGGCUGUCGAUACACCCAAUGAAGGCCUGGCUGUCAAUACACCCAAUGAAGGCCUGGCUGUAGCUCCACCAAAUGAAGUUCUGGCUGUCGAUCCACCCAAUGAAGUCCUGGCUGUCGAUACGCCCAAUGAAGGCCUGGCUGUCUAUCCACCCAAUGAAGGCCUGGCUGUCGAUACUUCCAAUGAAGUCCUGGCUGUCAAUACACCCAAUAAAGGCCUGGCUGUAGAUACGCCCAAUGAAGGCCUGGCUGUCGAUACACCCAAUGAAGGCCUGGCUGGCAAUACACCCAAUAAAGGCCUGGCUGUAGAUACGCCCAAUGAAGGCCUGGCUGUCGAUACACCCAAUGAAGGCAUGGCUGUAGAUACGCCCAAUGAAGGCCUGGCUGUAGAUACACCCAAUGAAGGCCUGGCUGUCAAUACACCCAAUGAAGGCCUGGCUGUAGCUCCACAAAAUGAAGUUCUGGCUGUCGAUCCACCCAAUGAAGUCCUGGCUGUCGAUACGCCCAAUGAAGGCCUGGCUGUCAAUACACCCAAUGAAGGCCUGGCUGUAGCUCCACCAAAUGAAGUUCUGGCUGUCGAUCCACCCAAUGAAGUCCUGGCUGUCGAUACGCCCAAUGAAGGCCUGGCUGUCUAUCCACCCAAUGAAGGCCUGGCUGUCGAUACUUCCAAUGAAGUCCUGGCUGUCAAUACACCCAAUAAAGGCCUGGCUGUAGAUACGCCCAAUGAAGGCCUGGCUGUCGAUACACCCAAUGAAGGCCUGGCUGUAGAUACGCCCAAUGAAGGCCUGGCUGUAGAUACACCCUAUGAAGGCCUGGCUGUCGAUACACCCAAUGAAGGCCUGGCUGUCAAUACACCCAAUGAAGGCCUGGCUGUAGCUCCACAAAAUGAAGUUCUGGCUGUCGAUCCACCCAAUGAAGUCCUGGCUGUCGAUACGCCCAAUGAAGGCCUGGCUGCAAGUGCACCCAGUGACAUACAUCUUGGAAUGGGAUUGGUUGGGUUAGGGUUGUUUUAUUUGUACAUGUUGUUGGUGUAUUUCAUACUGUAUCUCGUUACAUUUGUAAAUAUAAAGCAUUGACUGUAACUUAUGCAUUUUAGAUACAACUUUGAUUUUGUUUCUGUUAAGUUUUAUUGCCAGAAUCGAAUAACUAUGUUUGACCGAAUAUGGUGUAUGAAGUCCCAAUAUGUAGUGUGCCAAACUGUAAGAACUCAGAAAAAAAUCAGUUCAUCAAGAUCUUCUUCAAGUCAGACUAGGUCAGUUUGGUUUAAAACAGACUGGGCUAGGUUAGACACAUAGACCUGGGAUCAUACAGGGUUAGGUUAGACUCAUAGGUUUGGAAAAAGAAGCUUCAUGCAAGACAACUUGGCUGUUGUUUGCCAUCGUGUUCCCCAGGCUGAGGUCAGAGGGCCCGACCAGUUAUCUCAGGUGCCACACUUGGAUGUCUGACAUCGUGUUCCCCAGGCUGAGGUCAGGCGCCCAGUUAUCUGAGGUGCCACACUUGGCUGUCUGACAUCGUGUUCCCCAGGUCAGAGGGCCUGAUCAGUUCGGUUUGAAUUCCAGAUUGAUGAUGGUUAUGAUCCUUGGUUUGUCAGUACCAACCCAUGCUCUUGACAUGCCUUGAUGUGACUGAUAUUCUGUUCACAAGGGCACUAAACUCAACUCUCUCCCUCAAGCAAUGAUGAAUUUGCCAUGGUACUGAGAGCAGGUCAGCUCCAGGCACCGGUUUGAAGUUUAGCUACUUUUUAUGACAGUUUUUGAAAAGAUUGUAAAGUGUGUUGUCUUUCAUGUGAUUGCCUUCAAUACAGUGGGAAGUACAAGACUAGAUGUAGUGAUAGCAAGGAUGAGAGACAACAUUCCCUGGUGUUUCAGAGGGAAGUUUUAUGCAGUUCUUGAGAAGCCUUUGGUUGUAGAUUUUCCCAACAUUUCUUCUUUUGUCAAAUACAUAUGAAGAUGUGUUCAAUUCCAGUGUUGAUUAAUCAUAAUGUUAUGUGCAUUAGUAUCUCCUGAUACAAUGAAGAAUGGUGACAAGCAUGACUCACAAGCACUUAGACAGGGUCAUGUUUAGACAUAAUUUCUUAUUAUUUAUAAACCUCAACUUCACUGUUGUAAACUUGCUGCAAGAGAAGUUUGUUGGAUCAUAUGAUUGCCAAAGCACAGAGAACACUGAUGUAACUUAUUAGACCUAGCCAGUCAUUGUUGUCAUAGUAACUUACAAUCAAACUUGUUUUAAUGAUGUACAAUAUUUUUGUGAAAUCAUUUGUACAAGAUGAUGUUUUCCAGCAUGCCAAAUUACAAGUUAGGAGCCACUUGUCCUGGCGCCACUGGUGUCAGUGCCACAUAUGUAUGUUAAGAUAAGUAAAGAAGUGCCUCAGACCAAUAUUCAUAUUUCAGAUUCAUUGUUUCAACACAAUGGUAUAUUUUUCUUUAAAUGUGUAUCCAUUCAGGAUCCAGUUGUUAGGGUAUUCCAAAGAAUCUGUUACCAUGGUAAUCAGCAGAAUCAGUUACUAUCUUACUUUGGGCUAUGUUGAAUCUGUUGUCAUGAUGUAUGCAGACGAUUUUCACAUACUUGAAGCAGAUUUGAUCAGUGCUUGUUGUGCCAGUGCUUCGCUCAAUGCCGGGUAUGGCCAGCCAGGGAUGGUGAGGCUAUGCAAGACUUGCCCUUCCAGCUUAUUGGACAUGUGUUACUGUAGUUAAUGUAGGGUGAAGACCAAGGUGUUGACUGUAUCCAUGAUACAUAGGGGACCUGCUGCUUUUGUAUGUGUGUUGGGAUCAUAUUGACAUGAACACUGGUCAUGUUGACAUGAUGGUCAUAUUGAUGUGAUGGUCAUAUUGAUGUGAUGGUCAUGUAGACAUGAUAGACAUAUUGAUGUGAUGGUCAUGUUGAUGUGAUGGUCAUGUAGACGUGAUGGUCAUGUAGACAUGAUGGACAUAUUGAUGUGAUAGUCAUAUUGAUGUGAUGGUCAUAUUGAUGUGAUGGUCAUGUUGAUGUGAUGGUCAUGUAGACAUGAACACUGGUCAUAUUGAAGUGAUGGUCAUAUUGACUUGAUUGUCAUGUUGAUGUGAUGGUCAUAUUGAUGUGAUAGUCAUUUAGACAUAAUUGUCAUAUUGAUGUGAUGGUCAUGUAGACAUGAACACUGGUCAUAUUGACGUGAUGGUCUUUGUUACAUGAUGGUCAUAUUGAUGUGAUGGUCAUGUUGAUGUGAUGGUCUUGUUGACGUGAUGGUCAUAUUGACGUGAUGGUCAUGUUGAUGUGAUGGUCAUAUUGACGUGAUGGUCAUAUUGACGUGAUGGUCUUCUUGACGUGAUAGUCAUUUAGACCUGAUGGUCAUGUUGAUGUGAUGGUCUUGUUGACGUGAUGGUCAUAUUGACGUGAUGGUCUUCUUGAUGUGAUGGUCAUAUUGACGUGAUGGUCAUAUUCACGUGAUAGUCAUAUUGACGUGAUGGUCAUAUUGACGUGAUGGUCAUGUUGACGUGAUGGUCAUAUUGAUGUGAUGGUCAUGUAGACAUGAACACUGGUCAUAUUGAUGUUAUGGUCAUAUAGACAUGAUGGUCAUAUUGAUGUGAUACUCAUGUUGAUGUGAUAGUCAUGUUGACGUGAUGGUCAUAUUGAUGUGAUGGUCUCACUGAUAUAUGGUAAUAGUCACAUGGACAGUCCUUUUCAACAUGGUGGUAUUAAUAUGCAGGUCGUAUUGACAUGGGUGGGGAUUGAGAUGUCAUUGUUGUGCUCACUAUGGAGUUAAUGGCACCUGUUCCUCUGCUGGAUGUGCUGUCUGAACUGGGCAGAUGAACGCCUUGAGUUGUCUCUGUCAGACACGAGAACAUCUGGUGUCUCUGUCAAAAAUUUGAACUUUGCAUGUGUCUGCAUCAGACAUAACACCUGGUGUCUGCAUCAGACAUAACACCUGGUGUCUGCAUCAGACAGAUGAACACCUGGUGGGACUCCAGAAGCAUCAGUCAAACUAGUAGAACAUCUUUGUAUCCUUGUAGAACAUCAAACAAUAGUAUAUUUCAACUGGAAUAGAGGUGUGUUCAUCUCGCCUCUCAAUGAAUAAAGUUGAUUUUGCAAAUUA
Molecule: messenger RNA, 4400 nt
Organism: Haliotis rufescens (red abalone)
Lineage: Eukaryota; Metazoa; Mollusca; Gastropoda; Lepetellida; Haliotidae
Product: histone-lysine N-methyltransferase 2D-like
Exons: 2
Coding region: 1-1407 (468 amino acids)
Source: RefSeq, a predicted model, not a curated record